Messenger RNA from Caenorhabditis sp. 36 PRJEB53466, 1582 nucleotides. The record is from the annotation of a GenBank genome assembly. Lineage: Eukaryota; Metazoa; Nematoda; Chromadorea; Rhabditida; Rhabditidae.
AUGCGAGAAUUUCUGUACAGAUUCCGAUUCAUCGCGGACUUUGCCUCCAUCGGAAUACUAUGCCUUAUGAGCAUUUUCACCAUGGUCGUUAUUUAUUUGACUCAUAAUAUUAUCGAUGAGAUUGACGAAGUACGCGACGUUUUUAUGAGGAAAAAACAGGAUUUUGAGGUAAAUUACUGAGAGAACCUUUUUUUAAAUGAAAGAGUUGUGUCAGAUGUACGCAAAUGACGCUGAAAACCUGAUGGCCCACAAUCGACAUCUUGACGGAUUCUCCGAUAUAUUCGGCACUUUGAUACGAGUACCGCGACAGUCAUCCAACACUUGUAAUUGAAUAAAUGGUUCGAACGCAAAAGGAAUACUGUCACAGAACAAGGAUAGAAGUUGAAACAUUAGGAUGAAGAACUUGUUGGGCACCACCAGAGUUGAGUGGAAGAAUUUUUAUCUUUUUUAGAAAAUUUUUUCAUGAAAUGUGAUCAACUGACGAAAUGUAUAGCAAAGUGAACUGUGCUCAUAGAAAAAUAAUUGUAAAUUUAGCUUUUCAUACAAAAAAGUUAUUCGAGUUGUUCCGUGAAAAAAGGAGGGCUAACGAAUAACAACUCGAAUAACUUUUUUGUAUGAAAGGCUAAAUUUACAAUUAUUUUUCUAUGAACACAGUUUACUUUGCUAUACAUUUCGUCAGUUGAUCACAUUCCAUGAAAAAAUUUUCUAAAAAAGAUAAAAAUUCUUCCGCUCAACUCACUGGGCUCCACCUACUUUGCACGUCUCUUGCACUUGGAUUGAAAUAUAUUUUGAGCCGUUUGGGUGGUUUUUGAAAAACAAUUAAAACUGGCCGAACGCACUAAUGUUGUGAGCGUCGAGUUUUCAAUGUGUAGGCACUUAUAAUUAAUGUCCCGCCCGUAUGGAUCCUGGGUUAUCUAUGAUUUUAUUAUGAUUAUAUUGUCGGUCCCUUCGUGACCUUCACACCAAUAGUCCCUCUUUCUCUCUCUCUCUCUCUUUCUCUUCCUCUCUCAUGCUUCAGGUUCGACCGCGUCGCGCAGGCACGCGCGACGCGGUUUUUCCGCUUUUGCGCACAAAAUUACGAGAAAUCGUCGUUUUAUCAAUCCUCCCCCAACCUUAUCCUCUUUUUUUCCAGAUAAACAUGUCUUCGACGAGCGCAUCAACGUCCGAGAUCAUCUUCAAAGUCGAAUCGUCCGACGGUGUCCGGCUCCACAUCACAGAAAAGGCGCUUGCGCAGUCGAACACGCUCAGCAACUUGAUCCAAGGACUGGAGCUCACUCCAGAAUCGGCCGCGGAGAUGGGACCGAUUCCGCUGAGAAAUGUGGAUGGGGAGACGAUGAAGGUGGUGAUCGAAUGGAGUGAGAAUAACAAGAACGCGGCGCCGUUCACUCCGGAAGACGAGGAGAAUUCGCCGAGCGUGCGAAGCUCCUUCGACGACCGGUUGUUCCUGGACAAGCUGGACCACCAACAGCUCGUCAAGGUGAUCGCGGCGGCCAACUUCCUCGAGACGAAACGUCUUCUCUACGUUGCCUGCAAGCACGCCGCCGACAUCAUCUCGGAAUAUCAAUUGAGACAGAAUAAUUGA